CUUAACUGACUUUUUUUUAAAAUGUUUUUAUUUGAAGCAUCUAGGGUUCAAUUAUUCCUAAAUAGAAGAAAAAAGUUACUUAAUAAAUGCUUGGUGGUCCUUAUGGUCAAAAUUAGGUAGGGUAGUCACGGUUUUUACCACUCAUUUUCUUUCUAUAAGCUAGAAAACAAAGUAAUACGUAAGUUCUUUUAUAUGGUGCUGUUUAUGACUAAAUUGACUGCUUUUUCAAAUCAAAUAACCUAGAUUCCCAUAAUUUAUUUUUCUGAUAGAGCUUAUAUAAUUGUAUAAUUAAUAUUAAAUAGAACUUUCACGUCAAGUAGGGACCUUGAAUUUCCAAUCUUGAUGUUCUUCUUCCCUUCAAGACAAUGUUGUUUUAACGUUUUCCCCUUGGAUGCACCACCAUUCAGAAUCACAAGUUGGUAGUGUGAGAUUUGUUUUUGGUUUUCCUUGCAAUGAUAGAUAGAUAUUUAGUGAAAUAUGAUUACUAUAUUUUAAUUUUUGAGUCAGCAAGAAGAACAAUUAUCUAGUGUUGGUUUGAUAUGAUUUAUUUUUAUUGGUUUAUUUUACUCAAACUAUAAUUUGAAUAAAAAUACAAUUGUAUCAAAAAGAGAAAGAAAGAUAGCGAUUUUAAAAGUUGUACAUUCUAGAGUUUUGAUUCCCACACAUCAACUAUUUCAUAUCUGUUUUUUUACACAACUUUUAUGUGUUAAAAUGUGAACAUUUUAAAUGUGGACAUUCCUACAUCAAUUGCAGAUAUGAAAUAGUGGAUGUAAACUAUUGUGAAAAUAUUUUUCUUUUACUUCAGAGUUAAAUUAAACCACCAACUAUAGCACUUGCUAAUUUCUAAAAAGCAUUCUGUAACUUUUUCUACAUCAAUUGUGUAGAUUAGGAACAAUAAGAGCUUUGAUACAUCUUUAAGAAAGCCAAGGUUAGCAUAUCCAUUGAGCUAUUAAACUAGUUUUUCCUGUUUGUUGAAUGAAUAAACUAGGCUUUUUAAUAAUAAGGUCAAAACAAAAGUUAUAAGAAUCCUAUGGUAGGUAUUGCAAACUUUAGAAAUCACAUAUAACUUCCAUUUCUCAACAAACAGCACCACCUACUGUUCCCACCAUUUGACAUGUCAAAGGAGAUGGAGAUUAAUCUUUCAAAGAUCACACUUCGUCCAUACAAAAUUUCAGAUGUUGAUGACUUCUUAAUGUAUGGUGGCAAUGAAAAAGUGACGCGCUUCACAAGGUGGAACACGUUCACCUCCAAGCAAGAAGUAGUUUCUUACAUCAAUGACUAUUGCAUUCCACACCCUUAUUGCAGAUCCAUAUGCAUAGACAACCGUUCAAUUGGUUUUGUUAUCAUAAUGCCACGUUCCAGUGAUGACCGGUGUAGGGCAGAUGUUGGAUAUGCCCUAGCUGCUGAGUACUGGGGGCAUGGUAUAACAACUAGAGCAGUGAAGAUGGCUAUUAGUGAAGGGCUAAAAGAGUUCCCAGAUGUGGUCAGGUUUCAAGGUUUGGUUGAGUUAGAGAACAAGGCUUCUCAGAGGGUCUUAGACAAAGCUGGCUUCCUCAAGGAAUGUGUGUUGAGGAAGUAUAGCUUUAAUAAAGGUGAGACUAGGGAUAUGGUCAUGUACAGUCUUUUAUCUACUGAUUUUAUGCCUUGA
Quercus robur (English oak) is the source of this 1648-nucleotide messenger RNA. RefSeq lists its product as uncharacterized. The record is from RefSeq and is a predicted model, not a curated record. NCBI's taxonomy places the organism in Eukaryota, Viridiplantae, Streptophyta, Magnoliopsida, Fagales, Fagaceae. Gene Ontology annotation, molecular function: acyltransferase activity, transferring groups other than amino-acyl groups. Bases 1115 to 1648 code for a protein of 177 amino acids. The transcript has a single exon.